Dendroctonus ponderosae (mountain pine beetle) is the source of this 2902-nucleotide messenger RNA. RefSeq lists its product as uncharacterized. The transcript has 6 exons. NCBI's taxonomy places the organism in Eukaryota, Metazoa, Arthropoda, Insecta, Coleoptera, Curculionidae. Bases 42 to 2765 code for a protein of 907 amino acids. The record is from RefSeq and is a predicted model, not a curated record.
GCAGUUCGUUUCUUCUCCGUAUUAUUGUUCGCCCUGCCAAGAUGCAUAUUGCACUUUCGCUAGUUGGUUUCACAUUUCUUGCGGUGCAGUGUCACUCUCGAGCAUCUGGAGAGAUUGAUAGGCAAUAUCCAAUAGAAACAGUGUUGUACCAAUAUACCGAUCGACGCAAUAUUGGACAGGGAAAUUUACUGCAUCGGGUACCAAGGGCAGCGGAUCUCAAGUACGAAACAGAAACGAACUAUCCUCAAGAAACUAGACCCGAAGCGCCUCAAGGGUCGAAAAGACAUGUUCUGCCCCGAUCCGCUGAAGACAAAAAGCCAAUUGUUGAACAAUUCCUGAAGGAAGUCACCCCAACUACCAAAACGGCUUACGAUCCAAGAAACCAGAAAGCUGAGUCUCAAUUAUAUCACCAAUGGGUCCAAGAAACGCACAAACAGCCGCCUAUAGCUCAAAACAUUUUGGCCUACCAAAACGCAUUGAUAGCACGCCAAAAUGCCAUUUACGAAAAGCAAAGAGCUGACCAAUUGCAGAAACAGGUAGCGACUCUGCCCCACGCUGGAGUGUAUUUGUCUCACUAUCCACAGAACACCGAGUCGAAUCAAAAGUUUGGCAAGUUAAAAACCAUUCCGAAUGAUGAGGUGCAGUAUUAUGCAAAUCUUCCGUAUGAGAGGGAGUUCAAAAAGUCCAAGGAUCAGUUGAAAGUGAAACAACCAGCGUAUAAAACCGUGAAUUUGCAUAAAACUGCUCCGGAGGCUAAAGUGGAAAAUAUCAAUGCACCUGAAGAAGUUUAUUAUAGCGAUGUGAAGUUCAAGCACGAGUAUAAUAAUGAUAAUAAUAAUAAUAAAAAUGUGUACGCGCCUCCCAAGCAGCCGUACAUUAAAAUAGAACACGUCCAAAGUCAUGCUCCGGCUCAAAAAACUGCUGGAGAAGACUAUGCCAAAUACGAACAGGGAUUCAACAACAGGAACAGUAAACUGGAAAAAACCGUACCAUAUGGAAAACAGGAAAUUAUCCAGAAAAUUACUGCAACGCCCAAGACUCCAGAUGUAAUUUACUACAGCGACGUUAAGUUUGAGCACGAUUAUAAUAAUAAAAACGAUGACUACGAGACAAAACAGCCCUACGUUAACAUACAGACCGGCGUCCAGCCAAAAGCAGACAGUCCCAAAUCUGGUGCUCCAGACGUGGUUUAUUACAGUGACAUCAAGUUUGAGCAUGCAUAUGACGACAAUGAAAAGCCUGACUACGGGGCUCAACCAUAUAUAAAGGCUGACGGCAAACAGAAGGACAAAAAAGGGAAAUCAGGCAAUGCUGAACAUGAUUUAGUCUACUACACCGACAUUGAGUAUGAACAUGAAUAUAACGACCAGAAGGACGACUACAAACCGCCAAAUAUUAAAACGAAACACUCGCACAAGACAUCGACAUUGCACAAAACAGACAACUCUCGACCGACGUCGCCUCAACAUCAAUACUACAGCGACCCGUACGAUCACGAAUUUGACAAAAACAAAGACGAUUUUGGGCCUAGUCAAGGCUACGUUAUUACAAAAACUACCCCUAAAACUAUUACAACCCAGAAACUACAAAAAACUAAAACGACUUCGAAUCCUGAUCAUGCUUUGGAUCAUUUUGCCGAUGCAGAAUAUGACUAUGAGUACAACAAACAUCGAGCCCAGAUCGAAAACGAUGAACCAUACGUAGACACCCAUUAUGGAGACAUUGAAUACGAAUACAACAAGCAAAGAGCGGAAAUUGAGGCUGAACACCCAUACAUCAAAUCGCAUCACUCUGAGAUUGAUUACGACUACAACAAGCAGAAGGAUGACAUCGAAGCCCUACACCCAUACGGAAAACCGCUAACCAAUCGCAAGGUGAUACUGGGAGACAAACCGAGAAAGUCUAAACCUUAUCAUCCAGCGGAAGAUUUAGCGGCUCGCUACGCCGACUUUGAGUAUGAGUAUGAGUUGACAAAGAAACGAGCAGAAUUUGCCGAAGAACCAUACUCAGAUACAGAAUACGAUGACGACAAAGACGAAAAAAACCCCUCCGUAAACAACAACAACCUCGUCUACAGAACAAAAACGCAAUAUGAGGAUGGUCAUCAUAUAAAUAGAGAACCGGACACCCAAAAACCAGCAGCUCCCAAGUUUCAGGCCAGAAUUAUUCAAAACUCCCAACCAGAAAUUAUACUACUGUCCAAAGACGCUCCUAGCGGUUUGAAUCAACCAGAACUUCACAGCAUUCCUCAUUCCGCUGGCAGAGCAAAGCGGCCGAAAGACAAAGUAUUCGUUUCAGAUGUAACCUAUCAGAAGAAUGCGGUUUAUCAACCAGACCAACCGAAACCCGAAUCUGAGUACUACGCUGAUCCUCAAUUCAUUCAAUAUCAAGUUCAACCUGCUGGAUCGAUUGCGUAUUUGUCUAAUCAAAAAGGAGCAGAUUAUCAACAGACUCAACCAAGUGGCACUCCGCAGGCACAAGGGCUGAGCCAGUAUCAGUCCGGUACCACUAGUAAACCCAAUAACCACUCUAGGCAAAGAGUGCAGUACCUUUUGGUUCCUGAAGUAGCAAAACCAGCUCAAAGGUAUCGAAGCCAACAAUAUUCAGGACAACAGGAGCAAUCACAGCAGUCCCAACCGGCUUAUUUGGGCCCAACUGAUGAAGAAUACGAACAGUCGGAAUUGAAGCAAAAAUUAGGAAGAAAUUCCAGUUUACGCGUGCUAAAAACGGGAAAACCAAUUGUGUUUAUCGGCCAUGAAGAGUAGCUCUUUGUUAUAGAUUUAAUUUAGUUUAAAUUCUUUUAGUACUUUCAUAUUUUUAAUUUAUUUGCAAUGACAUAGUAAAUUUGCCGCAUAAAGUUUUUACCUGAUUUAUAUAUAAAAUAAAAUAAAAUUCGUUUUUA